CCAACGUAUUACAGCAGUACGCCUCUGCCAGGAGAAUAUAAACUCUCCAUGGCGCCGGUCUGCAACUUGCUUCCUCCGACGCCCCACGAUUGAUCUCGAACUGUCGUCGAGAUGUGGUCCUCAGCUGUCGUUUCCCUUCUGCUCGCCUUCACCUCCAUCGUGGGAGCUGCUCCAGCUCCAAAUGUCGACUCCGACUACGAGUACAUCAUCGUCGGCAGCGGUGCCGGUGGUGGCCCGCUUGCCAGCCGUCUUGCCAGAGCUGGCAAGAAGACUUUAUUGAUUGAAGCCGGUGACGACCAGAUUGGAAACGACAACACAACUGUUCCCGCCUUCCAGGCUAUUGUUACCCAGGACCCGAAGAUGCGAUGGGACUUCUUCGUCAACCACUAUCAAGAUCUCGAACGCGCCAAGCAAGACCCCAAGUUCGCAUACGAUAUCGGAAAUGGCCAGCAGUACGUUGGCCUCACGCCGCCUCCAGGCGCAAAGCCGCUAGGUAUCCUCUAUCCCAGGUCCCAGAUGCUUGGUGGUUGCGUUACCCAUAACGCAUUGAUAUGGAUUACUGCCCAUGAUAGUGAUUGGAACUACAUCUCUACCAUCACUGGCGAUGAUACCUGGGCUGCAUCCAAUAUGGGACAGUACCUGGAUAAGGUCUACGAAUGGCAGUCUAUAUCUUCUACCGACCCAACAAUCCUUCUCCGGGACUUCCAGCUUACCCAGCAUUUAGCAGCCGGAGCUGCUGUAAUGGGUGCUGGACCAAAACCCUUGGAUGGCCUCGUUGGUGUUCUGGGGACCCUCCUUACUGACCCCAAUGGCCGCGUCCCUGGUCGUGACUCUAAAGAAGGCUUGUUUCAGAUCCCCCUUAUUACCUCGGGCGGCGCUCGCAAGAGUGUACGAGAACACAUCCUCGAGACCGUCGAUGAGGGUUACCCCCUGACUAUUCGUCGCAACACUUUCGUUACCAAGGUAGACUUUGAUUCCAGCUCCCCACCAAAGGCCACCGGCGUAUCCUACCUUCAAGGCGCCAACCUGUACAAAGCCAGUCCCCUUAGUGGCGGUCAAGGUACCCCGGGCUCCGUCAAAGCUUCCAAAGAAGUCAUUCUCUCCGGCGGCUCCUAUAACACCGUGCAACUCCUCAAACUCUCCGGCGUUGGUCCCGCCGCCGAACUCCAAAAAUUCAACAUCCCAGUCCUCUCUGAUCUUCCCGGGCUCGGCAAGAACAUGCAAGACCGCUAUGAGAUCCCAAUCACGGCUGCGCACGAGACCGACUUUCCUCUGCUCAAGGGCUGCACCUUUGACAUGAAAGACCACGACGAAUGCUACAAGGAGUGGAAGAAUAACCCUAAUAUUCUGUCUGCCCGCGGCGCAUACGCCACAAACGGCCUCGCCGCAACCAUGUCCGUCCACUCCGACUUCGCCGACACGUCUGACAUCGACCUGUACAUCUUCGGCUCGCCGACAAACUUCACGGGCUACUUCCCCGGCUGGGGUGAUGACGCGGUGCGCACACACAACAACUUCGCCUGGUACGCGCUCAAGGCACACACGCGCAACACAGCCGGCACCGUCGAGCUACGCUCCACCAACCCGCUCGACACGCCCAUCAUCAACUUCAACUACUUCGACACCGGCACCACGACUGAUGGCGCCGACAAGAAGGAUCUCAGCACGCUCGUGCAGGCGCUCAAGAUGGGCCGCGACGCGUUUGACCGCUACCGCAACGAGUAUCCCUUCUUCGGCGGCAGCAAGUUCACGGAGCAGUAUCCGGGCCCGGAAGUGCAGACGGACGAGCAGCUCGAGACGUAUGUGAAGAAUCGUGCCUGGGGCCACCAUGCGUCGUGCACGGCGCCGAUUGGUGCGGAUGACGACCCGAAUGCGGUGCUGGAUAGCAAAUUCAAGGUGCGUGGUGUGCAGGGACUGCGGGUUGUGGAUGCCAGUGUGUUUCCGAAGAUCCCGGGCGUCUUUAUUCAGAGCCCUAUCAUGGUUGUCUCUGAGAAGGCGGCGGAUACGAUUCUGAGUGGGCAUUAGAUUGAGAUAUAAUGGGGGGAUAUAUUCAGUGGUGCUAAGUGACGUAAACGGAAGAAGGGUAAUGUAUAUAUGACGCGUAAUAGCGGUGGACAUGGUAUAUAUAUAUAUAUAAACGACUCACGAAGAAGUCUCCUACUAGUCAGGGGUCGUGUGAAAGAACAAUACAAAAACAUAAUUCAACAAUCC
This is a messenger RNA of Pseudovirgaria hyperparasitica, 2211 nucleotides long. RefSeq names its product alcohol oxidase. Gene Ontology annotation, molecular function: oxidoreductase activity, acting on CH-OH group of donors; flavin adenine dinucleotide binding. The record is from RefSeq and is a predicted model, not a curated record. NCBI's taxonomy places the organism in Eukaryota, Fungi, Ascomycota, Dothideomycetes, Acrospermales, Acrospermaceae. The transcript has a single exon. Bases 112 to 2025 code for a protein of 637 amino acids.